Messenger RNA from Mytilus californianus (California mussel), 3742 nucleotides. RefSeq names its product mitogen-activated protein kinase 14A-like. Lineage: Eukaryota; Metazoa; Mollusca; Bivalvia; Mytilida; Mytilidae. The coding region runs from base 120 to 1181 and encodes 353 amino acids. Gene Ontology annotation, biological process: intracellular signal transduction; protein phosphorylation. Gene Ontology annotation, cellular component: cytoplasm; nucleus. Gene Ontology annotation, molecular function: ATP binding; MAP kinase activity. The record is from RefSeq and is a predicted model, not a curated record. The transcript has 12 exons.
CUUGAAACUAUUCCGGAAGCAGUGCCUGAAAUUUUGCAAAAGUAGACUGUGGGUUUUGCAUCUAAAAAUAUAAAAGAACAGCUGCGAACAAAAAGUGGUGCAACUUACAAAUGAACUAAAUGUCUGCCCUUCAAUUAAAGGACGGAUUUUAUAAAAUCGAAUUAAAUAAGACUAUCUGGGAAGUUCCACAGCGAUACCAACUGUUGUCCCCUGUAGGGGCUGGGGCCUACGGGCAAGUUUGCUCGGCCCUCGACACACAGACCAAUAUUAAAGUUGCUGUAAAAAAAUUAGCCAGACCCUUCCAGUCAGCCAUUCAUGCCAAACGUACUUACAGAGAAAUUCGUAUGCUUAAACAUAUGAACCAUGAAAAUGUUAUAGGCUUAUUAGAUAUUUUUACACCAACUUCAACAUUAGAAGAUUUCAACGAUGUCUACCUCGUCAAUACCUUAAUGGGUGCAGAUCUAAAUAAUAUAAUUAAAACACAAAGACUUAGCGAUGAUCAUGUACAGUUUUUAGUAUACCAAAUACUUAGAGGGCUGAAGUAUAUACAUUCAGCUGGAAUUAUUCAUAGGGAUUUAAAGCCAAGUAACAUUGCAGUUAAUGAAGACUGUGAACUGAAGAUCUUAGACUUUGGUCUGGCCAGACAUACAGAGGAUCAGAUGACAGGUUAUGUAGCUACCAGAUGGUACAGGGCACCAGAAAUUGUUUUGAACUGGAUGCAUUAUGGGCAGACAGUUGAUAUAUGGUCAGUAGGAUGUAUAAUGGCAGAAAUGUUAACAGGAAAAGCAUUGUUCCCUGGAAAUGAUCAUAUUGAUCAGUUAACAAGAGUUCUGUCCCUUGUUGGAACUCCUAAUCAAAAACUGCUUGACAAAAUAUCUAGUCCAGAGGCUAGAAAUUAUGUUGCCUCAAUGCCAAAAUGGCCAAAGAAAGACUUUAGGGAAGUUUUCAUUGGAGCGAAUCCUCUUGCAAUUGAUUUGAUGGAAAAGAUGUUAGAUUUGGAUUCGGAGACUCGUAUCACUGCAGAAGAUGCACUUGCUCACCCUUACUUAGCUCAAUAUUCCGACCCCAAUGAUGAACCGACUGCAGCACCAUUUGAUCAAUCUUUUGAAAAUAUGGAAUUAAGUAUACCUGAAUGGAGGAGGCAAUGUUAUGAAGAAGUCCAGGCUUGGAAUCCUUCCUGAAUUAUUAGACACACGUUAUAGAUAUUUUAUGUAUAUUGUUAGUUAUUGUUAGUCGUCAGAGUGCUGUAAAACUCUGUGAUGAUCAAACAUUUUUUGUAUGAUGUUUUCAUUCUGUCAUAGGGCAGUUACUUAGUGCUGCUAUUUCUUACUAACCAUUUACUGCUUUUGUUUUGAUAUAGUCAAAUUGAAUUUGCAUUAAGUUUAUAUUUGAAUAUCUUGUUUUUGGUAAUUAUUUUCAGACCACUAUUAAACAGUUUUUCAUUAAAAAAAUUAUUAUUAAAUUUCAUAAUAGGACAUGUAGGAAGUAAUAGCCAAAAAUUUGAUCAUGUCAUUCAUUAAAAAUGAUAAAUUUGAACUUAAAAUAAACAGAUCAAGGUGAUAGGUGAUGUCAAAUAAAAAAAUGAUACAUCAUCUUGAUAUAUAUACCACAUUCCAAAUAGCAAAAACCUAUGCCAAAGGAUAAAAAGAUAAUGAGCAGGACAGGAUUCUAUUUGUUAUGCUGUCAUUUAUAUCAGAGUAUUUUUAAAGUAGAAAUUAUCCCCAAAUCUAUUUACAUCCAGUUUUUGUGGAAUGUGUGUUUUCUACAUAUUUGUAGAACAAUCAAUUAUAUAGAGUAUAAAAAUUAAGUAUGUAUUUUUGUUUUCUUUACAGCAUUCCAAAUGUUGCUAAAUAUUUGGCCAUUUAGUGGUCUUUUGAUGCUUUUAUCAAAGUAAGUUUUGAAUAUUUUUUUAUGGCAUGUUUUGUUUGAGUAAUAUUUUAUUUAUGUUUUUGAUUUUGUAAAAACACUAUAUUUAAGCAAUUUUUUCUGUCUCUCAGAUAGCUAAUUGACACAUCAAAAUUAAACCACUACUUUUUGGGUUAAAACUGCCAAAAUAUCCCUAUUUACAGUAUUCCUGAAAAAAACAUUGAAAUUUGGGUUGAUAAAGAAUUUUGAAAUUGUGUAGGUUAUAAGUGUAAGUAAAACACAUCAAAAUUUGUGUUAGAGAAACACUUCCAAAGCUCUGGCAUUCAUACUCUUUUGCACUAGAAUUUAUUUUUUGAAAAAAAAACUAUGAUUAUUGCGCAAUAGUCAUUUCAUUCUCAUUUAUUUAAAUUUUUUCCUUCAUUUUCAGAAAUAAGAAUUUAUUUUGGAUGGGAUAGUUAUGAAUUUAAUUUUUUGAAAUUUUUGUGUGUCUAUCAUGAUUGGCAGCUGUUAGAGUUUACAUUGAUAAUUUACUUUUUAGUGGCAAAUAACAGUUUAGAAAGAACAUCUGAAAUAUUCAGAAAUCUUUGAGCUUUUACAUUUUGCAUCAUAUGAUGUAGACAUAUCUAUUAGAAUUUACAUUUUUUGGGGAUUAAAUAAUGGUCAUAAUUUUUUUUUGCAUCUUCUAAUGUUGGCAAGAAAGAAUGAUGAAAUAUCCCUUUUGUAUGUACAUUCAAAAUCUGCCUCAAAUGUUUGAAUCAUUUGUUUAUAAAGUAAUGUUUCAUAAGAUAAUUUUAUUUUCUUCAAUAUUUGCUUAUUUAACUAAUCACAAAACUGCACAACUAUCUCGUUUCAUGAUGCUUCAUAAGAUGUUUUGGGUUUUUUUUGUCAAUAAUUCUAUGUUUUAGAUUCAUUUUAUAAUCCUGAUGUUGGCGCGAGUACAAAUGUUUAUUUGAAAAAUAUUAGAUACAUUUCUCAUUUUCAACCCCAUGCAACAAAUCUUUCAUCUUACAGUAUAUGUAUAUAAGGGAGUUCUAUCAUUAUGAAAAGAUUUUCAAUGCAAUAAUAAGUGUUUAUUUCGGAGAGAGAGAAAAAAAAUAAGAUGUAAAUAAAACAUUCUAUGUAAACUUCAAGCUUAAAAAAUGGUAAAUAUUAUUUCAUGACAAAGACAAAAAAUUUAUACAAUUUUUGUUUUUUUAUCCUAUAAUUUGGAGUUCAUACAAUGCAUUGUUUUUUUUUUUGUUGUUGUUUUUUUUUAACUUUCUAUACAAAGGCAGACAAGAAUUUAUAAUAAAAUUGGGGUUUUGAACUAUACGAAACUUCCAGACAUUUAAUAUUUUUCAGCAAAAUUCAUCAAAACUCUUUUCAUAGUGAUGAGACCCUUUGAAUAUGUAAACUAGAGAUGACACAAUUAGUCUAAUGGUAUAUAUUGUUAGUAAGGUUUGUUUAUCUGUUUGUUUGUUAUACAGUUUUAAUAUAAUAGUUCAGUUAUUGCUGUGCAAUUUGUUGAUAAAAAAUCUUUUGUAAAUGUGCAAAUUUAUAUGUACCAGUAAACUUUUGUUUCAUACCAAACAUGCUGGUAGUUUGUAAGUUUGUUAUUUAUAUUUUGAAGAAGCUAAGCAUGAAAUAUUUUGUUGUAAAUUAAAGUGGUAAUGUAAAGAUUUUAUAAGAAACAGAUUUGGGGUUUACACUUAGCAUCAAAUCUUCAACUUUUUUAGUGAAUGCUUUUUCUACUUUUCACCAAAAGAGAGUCCCAUUUCUAACAGAAAUUGUUGAAAAAGACCUUUUUGACAGGCAUGCAAAAAAAUUGAAAACUCUUGCUUUAAGAAUCUGAUACAGUUCUGAUUUUUUUUUAGCAGAAUCAUAUAAAAGAUAUGAG